This is a messenger RNA of Cololabis saira (Pacific saury), 7492 nucleotides long. It is a transcript of the gene cacna2d2a, whose product is annotated as calcium channel, voltage-dependent, alpha 2/delta subunit 2a. The record is from RefSeq and is a predicted model, not a curated record. The coding region runs from base 310 to 3765 and encodes 1151 amino acids. NCBI's taxonomy places the organism in Eukaryota, Metazoa, Chordata, Actinopteri, Beloniformes, Belonidae. The transcript is spliced from 38 exons. Gene Ontology annotation, molecular function: voltage-gated calcium channel activity. Gene Ontology annotation, cellular component: voltage-gated calcium channel complex.
GGGAGCGAAUGUGCGCCGUGGCAGCGAGGGAGGGAGGACAGCCAGAUCAAGCAGCCAGGCGGGCACAUCAGCCACAGCAGCUGAGCAUCCUCCUGAUCUUCCUCAGCCUUUUAAAAGCCUGCCAACACCAACCCAUCUCUAUCUCUGAUAGAGAUUUCACUGAAGUGUCCAGAAGCCUCCGCCGACCAUCACCUCCCACCACUCACUUUCUUUCUUUCUUGGUUUAUUCUUAGCUCAGCUGCUGAGAGAGACUGUCCUUCCGGUCCUUCUCUUAUUUAUCAUCCUAGUUUCUUGAAUAUUUAAUGGAAAAUGGCGAUCUGCGCGCAGGCGUUCGGUGUGUUCUGCCUCUUCACCAUCCAAACUGUACUUAUCAUCUGUGUGUCCACGCCGGCCGCCGGGACGCACCUCUUCCCUCAGCACUACACAAUGAUUCACUGGGCUGGGCGUAUUGAGAAGGAACUGGAGAAGGUUCUUCAACACGUAACUGGAACUCAGCAGAUGAGAUCGAUUUAUAAUGAGAAGAAGAGCCAAUUUGAAAUCAAGAGAAACAACCCCAAGGACUUGGUGGAGCGAGUGGCACGAGACAUCUCCAAGCUGCUAAACAGCAAGAGAAAAGCCCUGGAGAAACUGGCCCGGGAAGCUGAGCAGCUUCAGAAGGAGCACGAGUGGCAAGAUGGUGUGACGGAAAAUGCCAUUUCAUACUACGAUUCCAAAGCGGAUUCAGACUAUCAGACAGAGGAUGGAGAGGAGGAGGUUCCACUGGAGACCACAAUCUCUCUGGAGCUGGAGUUUGUGGAUGAUCCCAAUUUCAAAAACAAAGUCAACUACUCUUCCAGCGCAGUCCAGAUUCCUACAGACAUUUACAAGGGCUCCCCCGUCAUCCUAAAUGAAUUAAACUGGACCCAAGCACUGGAGAGGGUCUUCAUUGAAAACCGGCGGGACGACAGCUCUCUACGCUGGCAGGUGUUUGGCAGUGCCACAGGAGUGACGCGAUACUACCCAGCCACUCCAUGGAGGGCACCCAACAAGAUCGACCUGUAUGAUGUCCGCAGAAGACCGUGGUAUAUCCAAGGUGCAUCGUCUCCAAAGGACAUGGUCAUCAUUGUUGAUGUGAGUGGAAGCGUCAGCGGACUCACUCUGAAGCUCAUGAAAACAUCUGUUGUGAAGAUGCUUGACACCCUAUCGGAUGACGACUAUGUGAAUGUAGCAAGGUUCAAUGAGAAGGCCGAUGCUGUUGUUCCAUGCUUCAGGACUUUGGUCCAAGCCAACGUUCGUAACAAGAAGAUCUUCAAGGAGGCAGUCAUGCAUAUGCAAGCCAAAGGAACCACGGAUUACAAAUCUGGUUUCACAUUUGCCUUUGAGCAGCUUCUUAAUGAGAGCUCUGCCCCGAGGGCCAACUGCAAUAAGAUGAUAAUGAUGUUUACAGAUGGAGGGGAGGAUCGGGCGCAGGAUGUCUUUGAGAAGUACAACUGGCCCAACAAAACAGUUCGGGUUUUCACCUUUUCCGUUGGCCAGCAUAAUUACGAUGUCACACCAUUGCAGUGGAUAGCAUGUGCUAAUAAAGGUUACUACUUUGAAAUUCCAUCAAUUGGAGCCAUCAGAAUCAACACCCAGGAAUACCUGGAUGUUCUGGGUCGUCCCAUGGUACUGGCCGGGCCUAGGGCCAAGCAGGUGCAGUGGACAAACGUCUACCAGGAUGCACUUGGUUUGGGCCUUGUAAUCACAGGGACGAUGCCGGUCUUCAACCUCACUGUGGACACUGAGAGCUCUCAGAAUCAGCUCAUCCUUGGGGUUAUGGGAGUAGAUGUUGCAAUUAAUGAAAUCAAAAAGAAGACACCAACAUACAGACUUGGAGCUAAUGGCUACACUUUUGCUAUCGAUCCAAAUGGUUAUGUACUGCUGCAUCCCAACCUACAACCCAAGGUAGCUCCGGCUCUGAGCUCCUUCCUCUGUCAAAUUAUGUUUGGACUUCUGUAUCUGAAGCCACAUUUGAACCUUGAAUACAGGCAUGUUCUCCUGUGUUCUGUUUCCGCUCAGAUCAUCAACUUCAGGGAGCCCGUCACUCUGGACUUUUUGGAUGCAGAGCUGGAGAACAACAACAAGGAGGAGAUCCGUCGACAGAUGAUUGAUGGCAAGUCAGGGCAAAGGAAAAUCAGGACGCUCGUUAAGUCAGUUGAUGAGAGGUACAUUGAUGAAGCCAUGCGGACAUACACGUGGACGCCUGUGAACGGUACAGAUUACAGUUUAGGGUUGGUACUGCCUACAUAUAGUGAGAACCACAUCAAGGCCAACUUAAGUGACCAGAUCCUUCAGGUGCAGUUGCAAUACACCAAGGAUUUUGAAUCACUGCUGCCAAACAGUUUUGAGUCUGAAGGACAUGUGUUCAUUGCUCCCAGGGAGUACUGUAAUGAUCUUGAAUUGUCUGGCAACAACACGGAGUUCCUGCUUAACUUCAUUGCUCUCAUGGAGAAGGUGACACCAGACUCUAAACAAUGUGACAAUUUUCUCCUUCAUAACCUCAUUCUGGACACUGGCAUCAUCAGACAGCUGGUCGAGAAAGUGUGGAAGAAUAAAGACUUGAAUACAUACGGCUUCCUGGCCGUGUUUGCCGCAACAGAUGGAGGAGUAACGAGGGUUUUUCCAAACAAAGCUGCAGAAUCGUGGGAGGAAGAUCCCGAACCAUUUAAUGCUAGCUAUUACCGCCGCAGCCUCGACAACAAGGGCUACAUCUUCAGAGCGCCUUAUCGAACAGCCAGGGAUGAGCUGCUGAACCCAGAAAAUGACACCAUAGGUAUUCUGGUCAGCACGGCUCUGGACAUUACAGUAGGAGGGAAGACCAUCAAACCAGCUGUUGUCGGAGUGAAACUGGACCUUGAAGCCUGGACUGAUAAGUUUAAGAUUCUGGCCAGCAACCAUACGGAUAACCGUCAAGGCUCAAAUAUGUGUGGACCAAACAGGGGCUGCGAGAUGGACUGUGAAGCCAACAGUGAGGAUCUCUUGUGUUACUUGGUGGAUGAUGGAGGAUUCCUAAUCAUGUCCAAUCAGAAGGAAGACUGGAACAAGGUGGGCAUGUUCUUUAGUGACGUUGACCCCUACUUGAUGUACGCUCUCUACAACAAUUCCUUCUACAAUCGCAAGCAGUCAUUUGAUUACCAGUCUGUGUGUGAGCGGUUACCGAACAGUGAAGCUGGAGCGGCUCGCCGAGGAGUGUUUGUGCCAACAAUUGCAGAUUUUGUGAACCUGGCGUGGUGGACAUCAGCUGCUACAUGGUCCUUGUUCCAACAGCUUCUAUAUGGACUGGCUUACCAUAGCUGGUUUGUCACAGAUGAGGUGGAUGCAGAAGGAAUGGACACCAAAGAGAGAAGCUGCGUAACGAUCCAGACCCAGUUCUACUUCAGUAAUCUCAGCAGCUCCUACAACAUUCUGCAAGACUGUGGCAACUGCUCCAGGCUUAUUCAUGCCAGGAGGAUAAACAACACAAACUUACUGUUUGUGGUUGCAGAAAAGAUGCCGUGUGAUACCUGCGAGAUAGAGAAGCUUUCCCAGGAGGAGGAGGAGUUCAAGGAGGAUAAUCCAUGUGAAGCAGUGAAUGUGGCGCGUUAUCGAAAAGGACCCCCCACCUGUUUUGACUAUAACGUCAAUGAGAACACAACGGACUGUGGACGAGGUCACGCCUUCCGCCCGCCCCUCUACGCUUUACUGCUCAUUCAGCCGCUUCUGCUUUAUCCAGCCGUCAGCCCAUACCUGCACCCACUACUAUAUUAAUUCCAUUCUCCCAGACUUGUCAUACUUUUAGCCCUAUUGAGCUUCUGUCCCAUCACUAAACCCCCCUCCCAUCCCCACACCCCGACUCCUUCACUCCCUCUGGUGUAGUCAAAGGUAAUAAUGGGACUUCCCAUCACAGCAGGUUGGAAGCCCUGACUGCCACACUACCCAGUCUGUGUUGCUUAGUGACAACUGCCAGACAUUUGUGUCCUCAGCCAGUUAACCUUCAUCUGCAGGAAGAGCGGGAGAUGCCAGACCACCUGAUCAUCAGAGGCAACUCAAGAGAAAACAAAAUCUCCACAAAAGCCAGACUUCCACCGUUCAGACAAAGGAGAAGGGAAAGGUCAGGUCGAUCUGUCAUCACAGACCUCCAAACAAAUAUAGACUGGAGAUGUGAGGUUUCAUCUCCAUCCACUGCCUCUGACAGCAGGACUUCUUCUUCUCUGCUCUACUUCAGAGAUUCGCCUCUCUGUCAUCUGCCUCGUGUAAGGUUGUGGACCAUUCCGUCAGCUAUAUCCACAAUAGAAGAAAAUAACAGAAAAAAAACUGUCUAGUAUACAAAAUGUCAAGUAUUAAUUGCUGAAAAGAAUAUUCCUAACAUACUGUAUAUUUAGGUUUGAAGUUGAAAAGGCAGUUAAGUGUUAAAGACAAUUUAUGCGCUAUAUCUACUUGCCAAAAUGAGAUAUACUUUCACAUGGUCUUAUUUUUAUAGCCAAAACAUGAAGAGGAAAUGGAUUUAGAUGUAGAGUAAACCAUGAGAAGGACGGGAGGCACUAAGCAGCUGAAUCCUGACUCAUUUUGUGCAGCUCUUAAUUACAGAAUAAUGCUUUAAAAAAAAAAAAAACUAAAAAAAGAAUGAAGAAAUGAAGAAAAAACAACAUCCGCUAAGGAUAAAUGUAAUUACAUGAUGGUAAUCACAAUUUUUGAAGUGUUUCCUCGUAUUACUGUUAAGUACUAGUGCUCUCUGACUCACAGGCUGGCUGUAAAAUAUGAAUCAGUGUUCGGUUGCUGCGGAAACAUCAUCGAUGUCGUGUAGUAGUCUCCUUUACGAUCAAGCGACCAUUGUGACCUCGAGUCUAGACUGAUGUUUUAAAAAAAAAACAAUGAUAAAUUAGUCUUUUUGCCCUCUGAUGAGAAAACUCACCUCUGCCGUUCCUCUGUUCAAGCAACCAGCGGCUCCUCAUAGUUUGCGUACAUGCUUUACUUCUGUCACACGCAAAGCCUCGUUGGGCUUUGAGAGGGGCUAAUCAUUUUCCUUUCUUUUCUUUUUUUUUUUUCUUACUUUCUGACUUAUACUGUUCAGACUUCAAAACCAUUCGCUGCUGGAGGUUAUGGGCUCAUCAAGAUUUCCAACUAAAGUGCAGAAGAAGCCUCUACAUGUGGUGGUCACGUAAAGUAGUCGUCCGGUCGUAAUCCAUCACAGUUUGUCAUUUAAUCGUCGCGACGUGUGAAUAAGGUGUUGUAGACUCCCAUGUUUAGGAGCUGCUCUGUUUCAUAGUGCCUUGAUGCACUUUGUUUUGGAACACAUGGGCUGGGUAAGAGUAGAGCCACUGUGUAGUAUCUCCAUAAAACAGCCAUGAUUGAGGCCUUGGAUGCUUGAGGAGAAUAAAUCUCUUGGCUUCACACAAAGCUGUCGCACUAAACGGCGCGGCUUAUUCAAGCGGCCAUCAUCGCUGAUCUCCUCCAGAGCCAUCUCUCAUUAUAUGGAGUGACUACACUGUUCCCUUACGUACAGCCACUUAACUGGACAUAGUGUUUUGUUGGGGUUUUUUUUUUUUUUUAGGUCCACCUGACUGCUUGAGUUGUGUCUGGCUCGUUUGUGUUUCUGUGCGGAUUUACGUGUUAGUUGAACAGCUCUCAAAGGGAACAUCAUUUAAAUGAGCGUGUGCGAGCAGAACUGUUUGUUUUCUCCUCUUUCUGUAUUACAGCAGCCUAAAUCCAGUCUUGUUCUGGCGACAAAAGGAGUUUUUUGCUGCAACAAAGAGAUCCAUUUGUAACUAUCAGUCGGCUUAAGUGUCCAUAUAGAGGAGCAGAGGUAAAAGAAUGUGUAGCUUAUCAGUGUUUUCUGUUCAAAUGCAACAUAGUUAACAAAGUCUCUCUUAAUGCCUUAGUGUUACACAACGCGGAGCUCUGACGGCCCACACGCGCCCUGUUUCUCAUGUACACUCAAAUAGAUCUUAAAAUACUCCCUCUGCUAGCUUUUCUUGGUGUUAUGCAGUAUGUAAAGUCAGCUCUGAUUUUGUAUUUUUUCCUUCUUGAAAUGAUCAGUUAUUGAGUGAGUGCUUGUUUGAUUAAAUGCUUGAAAGUGAGUGGAAGUUUUUGUUUUUUAAGUUUCAAGCGCCUCUGAUUUUUUUUUUUUUUUCUGGUGAUGUUCACGCCCACUUGAAACUCACUGUAUAGCUCAGGUGGGAUUACUCACAUGACAGUUUGAACCUUAACUGCACACUCUGUACAGUUGUUGGUACUGUUUGAUGUUACAAAUCACGCUGGCACAGGAAUACUGCACCUCAGCUCUGAACAAACCUGAUAUAAAUUCAAGUUAAAGACUGUUAAAGUGAUUAGGAUUUGAGAUUAGUAUUUUUCAAAUUUGGCUUUUUUUUUCGCAGCAACAGCUGAUGUUAAAUGCAGUUUUACUCUUCUGGCAUUUGCUCGUCUCUGUCCUGUGCCAUUAAUUCUGUCUGUAUUUCCCUAUUUCCACUAUCUGUAAAUGAACGCUACACGUGCCUGUGGAAAUGUACCCCCUGCAACUUCCUCUCUUUUCCUGGAUCUGUUUGGUCUCACACAAAAAGUAAAUAUCUAAGCCUACACGUUGUGCAUCUGCACCGAGACAUUAUGCACCACACCUUUAAACAAUCAUGUAGUGGCACUUUUUUUUAAUGCCCAGAUGGGAGAUGUCAAAUAUUGAGAAUAUUGAGCAGCGGGAAGGCAUGGACGCCACUCCCCAGGUGUCUUAUUAGUGAGCAGGCGGGAUGUUCAGAGGCAAGCUCAGGGAGUGGGUCUCCACAGAGCGGCACGGGCAGGUUACCCGAGGGUCACGGUCUUUGUGUGCAUUCAGGCCGAAUACACGCGUCUGGUUUGAUGGAUGUACUUUUGCCAAAUAAUGAAUAAAAACAAAAGAGAAAAAAAAACAAGAGGGAGAAAAAAAUAGCACAUUGGAACAGCUUGGGGCUGAGUGGGAGGGGCAGCUUUAAAAAAAAAAGAAAGAAAAAAAUUAAAAGAAGGGUUUUCAAGAAGUGUCCUCCCCACCCUUGCUGCAUCUGUGUUGGUGCAUCUCUGUGGGAAAGACACGUGCGUAUGUGAUUCUGUAGUCUGUAGUCUGGUGCUAUGUGAUCAUGUUUGACAAGUGUGUAAAAAGACAAAAAAGUGACAUAGAAAAAAAAUCAUAAAAUAAGUCAAACAUAAAGUGGUUUGAAAAAUAUAUAUCUAUAGGAAUACAGCACUGUUGAAAAGUUUGAGAUCUGAUGUCGAAAUGUUUAAUUUUAUUUAAUUUUAUUUUUUUUACUUCUUGUACGUGCGUUUGGGUGUGGAUGUCUGUGUGUGCGGAAGAUUUAGCUCCUUCUUUUUUGGGCACUCGUCCAUGUCGCUCCAUUCUUUUGUACAGAUGAAGCUAAAGAAAAAAAAAGAAGAGGGCAAAAUUUGUAAAAUAUUGUGUCUGUGACUCCUUGUAAAAUAUUUUCAAAUUGUUUAUUACAGAGAAUCAGUUAUUAAAUAAUGUUCAUAUUUUUCA